GAAAAGAAGCUCCAUUUGUUCUGACUUGCAUAUUCAAGAGAAAAUCCAAUGCUGCCCUAUGGUUUAUUAAUAUGUUAGUUAGGCCCAAGUGCUUUCCCCUCUCUCCUCUCUCCUCUCUCCUCUCUCGGUCUGUUGUUCUGUUCUUUUUACCCUUUUCUCUCUUUCUCCUUCUCCUUCUCCCUCACGCUCUCCUUCUUCCUGCUCAGCUUUUCAUGGUCCAGAAUUGCUUGCUUUUUCCCCUUCUCUACAUUUUCCGUGAUCUGAAUCAUUCUUCAUUGCCACUCUGCCCAAUCAACGGUCCUCGUUCCUUCCCCUUCCCCUUCCCCCCUCCCCUUCCCCUCCCACAUCUUCACCUCGCCCGAUUCCUCUGACCAUUCUCCGACCUCCACACCUCUCCACACAUCUUCUACCCGUCUUUUUCUCUCUCUUGAUAUCUCUUGAUAUCUCUUCCUCUACUUCUCCCCACCCACCACCACCAGCACCACCACCACCACCUUCUCUCUCGUUGCCGUUAACAGCAUCUCAAUUUAGCAUUACCACCUCAAUUAACUAGCACCUCCACAUGCACAUCCACAUCCAGCUCUACCCCAUUAUUCACACAGUCCUAUUCAUCCAUCCAUACCCGUCGACGCAUGUCCGUGAACUUUUGUGGUGGCCCUCCACUUUUCAUGCAGAGCUAAUUGCCCCUCCCCUUGUCUUCAUAUGUGGCUCUCUCUACACCGUGCUGCCAAUGAGAUCGUCCCCUCCAUUGCACUUAGAAGCUUAGUAGUUAGAUCCCUUUCUUGCUUUCCUGGCUCUCCACGCCCCCCCUCGGAUAUCGAACGUCGGACCCUUGUGCCAAUUGUGACGCUAAGGAGGCCAUCAGUUCGCAUCUUGAUCCAUUCGCCGGUCAUUCAGCCUUUCCUUAGGAGAUCCUUACAAUUAUAUUACAUUUACAAAUACCCCCUUCUUUGAAGCUUCAUAUCUUGCUGUUCCAUCGAUAUCCCGAUCCAUAUCCGUAUACCCACCCAUCAAUUCACACACACAGUACAGACAGACAGACAGACAGACAGACACACUUCUUUAUAUUUUACCCCAGAUCUAAUUAUAUUAAUUGUCCUGUUGCGUCGUCCACAUCAGCAGCUCCGUCGGCCGCUUCACGAUACAUAGGUAAAAAGGAUCCGUGGGACGAUAUCUUCAACGGAGAUAUCCAUUUCAAUCUCUCUGGCAUUUCGUCAUCUUGCCCCAAAAGAAGAGGAGCGAGAAGAGAAAAAGAGACCAAUCAUUUUGUUCUCUCUUGUCGCACAUUGAAAACGUACAAGCAUUUUGUUUUAAACUAUUUUGGCGAUACCACUGUUCUUGUUCUUUGAAGAGUGUCUCUCGCGUGUCCACCAUAGGUAGCUUUCCCCGCAUCAAGGUUGCGCCUCGCUCAUCUUCGAUCCCUCGAGACUAUUUACAAGCCUACUUCGCCGCAGAAGAACUUCCACACUUUCUUAGAACCUCCCACCUUCUUUUCAAGACAACCACCACUCCCCAAAUCUUUUCCAAAAUUACAACCUCAUCCAUAAUAAAUUUAUCUGCACAACUCAUACCUUCGCACAGCCACGAUAUAUAUUCUUUCCAUUCUUCCCUCCAGAGAUUCAUCGGUCGAGCGAGAAAGAGAGCUUUGGCCUUUCGUGCCUUUAUCCUUCCCACGACAAUGGGCUACGCAUAGUCCGGGCGACACAAAGCCUUUACGAGUUCGAAAUUCCGAACGCAUAUGCGCAGAAGCUUUGACAUUCGAUCUUCGGUUCGUUGCAACAACGGCGAGUUCAAGCGAUUAUUGAGAAAUAGACGGUAUUUGAGUUUGGGUUUCAUAAAUUGAGAAAGAGAAGGCGGUAUUAGAAGAGUUUCAUCAUUUCAUGCGGCGAACGCGAUUAAAACAGAUAAACAGAUAAUAAUUGUAUUUUGAAGCUUGGGUUCUUUGGGUUCAUCUCACAUCCGAGUACUAGUUAUUCGUUUCUUGUGCGCCAGUAUCGAAAGUCGGUCCGCUUCUCCUCCUUGCGAGGCACACUAGAAUUCACUCACAUUCGCAUUUAAACUUGAGCCUCUUUCAGCUCUUACACCUAGACAUCCACGCCCUGUUUUCUAGCAGACCGGUUUCCUUAUUCUUGUUCAAUCCUACAAAUUCGCUUACUGUCGACUUAACCCCCUCCUCCCCCCCCCCCUUUUGCCAAGCCGACUCUAUCAAGUAGUUUGGUCAUUUUCAAAAACUACUUCAAUAAAAACCCAACUAUAAUUCUAGACGAGACUCUUUAUUGGUUUGUAAGCCACCAUGAGUUCAAACAAUAAUAAGAUCGGAGCUGGUGGCAAGGCCAACCAAUCCAAUCCUUCAUCCAUGACAUCAAGUAAUCCUUCUCUCCUACUUGGUAAAUUCAAUGAGCGGCGCUCAACUCCGGACUCGGAGGCUUUGGCAAGCUCCGAUGAUGAACCUGACAGACAGGAUAUUCAACAGCCAGUCAAUCCACCUCAAAAGCCACCUGCACGCCGUGCCUCUUGGUUAAAUGACACAACUCAAUCUGGAACCCAACCAAGAAAGGGCUCAUUCGCAAGUAGCAGCAUGUCUCCAACGGCUUCACAUCCUAGUACACCCUCAACUGAGUCCAACGUCUGGGGCUCUCAUGUCCAAGCAGCAGCAGGUCGCGGACAUACAAGUACGAGCACAUUCCCAUGGGGCAGUGCUAUUUGGAACAGCGAGUCACGUAAAGAGCCACCCUCUAGAUUGACUGAAGUAUUACCAUCUCCAACUUCUAUGAAUCCACCGGGCUCGGCUGGCAAUGGGUACUUUCCUAAUGAAAUGAUGAGUCAACGAGACCUCUCAGCGAAUCAACCCAUCCCAUUCGCAAUCCCUCUCCAUCCUACUCCUAAGACUUACCGAUCACAAUCGUACUCUGUUGGUCAGCUCGAUCCAGACACAAGUGCUGGCCCAUCGCCAGCAGCUGUUCCGGCGGCUUCCAGUCGGGGACAUAGAAUCGGACAUUCCGGGUUGCAACAUCGACCAUCCCGGCCAAGCAUGUUGAGCGAAAUGACCGAGGGUGGUCUUGGAAAGGUUAAAGAAGUCGAGGAUGACGAUGAUGAGAGUACUAACAGUUCUUCCCAUGGUGUCCAAAUUCAAUCUCAAGAAGCCAAAACUAUAGAAUUGUUAGCUAAAGAAAAUGCAAUGUUGCGACAACAGCAACAAUAUCAGAACCUGCGUCUCCGGCCACGAUCUUCAACCUCCAAUCCUUUCGGUCUUGGCAAUGGUUAUGGCUUACAGGAAGAACCUCUACCUGAAGAGUCAGAUUAUGCAAUUGACGAACUUGAUGAGCUCAACGAUUUACAAGAUCCAUCCAAAGCGAUGCUAGGCCGAAGAAUGAGCGAGUAUGGUAUUGCUGGCGCCCAGAGAGCCUCGCCGUACACUCUCGAAAACAGAAAGUUGGAGAAUGUCAAGAAGGCUUAUUGGCAAAGCUCGCUCGGAUUCGGCGGACUAUCCGAUAUUCCGCAAAGCAGGCGCCACUCGUUCGCUGAUAUACCUGCUCGACAAGGUUCUGUUAGCUCGGCGAUUGGUGAGUCAUUGUCACAACUCGAUGCAUCUAUCCACGAGAGCCUGUCUUCAAAUGCGGGUCGGUAUAAUGAGAACAAUAGCUACUCUUCUAAUGACCAUGCAGCUUCAUACUUCGGAAAUCUUACUCAACCAGGCCCUUCCUCAUUUAAUCCUUCUGCAUAUCCUUACGGAAAUGUCAAUCAAUACUCAACUGGUCGCCCUGCAUCACCUCAUCGAAGCAUGUAUGGCGUUCCACAACCUCGACACAAUCAACUACUCUAUAUUGUGCUGUUCAAAUGCUCGCGCGCAGAUGUGUUUUAUGUUCAAGAGGGCACUGGUCUCUCUGUCAAGCCUGGUGAUCUUGUGAUUGUUGAAGCAGAUCGAGGAACCGAUUUAGGUACCGUAGCUAAGGAUAACGUGGACUGGGCUACUGCCAAGGAACUCAAAGAGCACUAUGCCGAAGAGCACUACAAGUGGCUCAUGAUGUACUCUCAGGGUGCUGUCGGUAAUACUGAUGGAACCGGUGCUGGUUUAAUGGCUGCUGCGAAUAGUAUGCAGGGAAGUGCUGUAGGCGGUAUGGGUCCACCAAGUCAGCACGGCAUGCAGGAACCUAACCCAGGAGAGAUCAAGCCCAAGAUCAUCAAGCGCCUUGCUCAAAACCAUGAGAUUCAAGCUCUGCGUGACAAGGAAGGAAAUGAAGCAAAGGCCAAGCGUGUUUGUACACAGAAGGUGAAAGAGCAUGGUCUACAUAUGGAGAUUCUAGAUGCCGAAUUUCAGAUGGAUUGGAAGAAGCUUACCUUUUACUACUUCGCCGAUGCCUAUAUCAACUUCAAUUCCCUUGUUACGGACUUGUUCAAAGUCUACAAGACAAGAAUUUGGAUGUCUGCGAUUAACCCUGCUUCUUUCGCAAGUCCCGCACUUGGCUUGCAAGCACCAAGCGGUAUCGGACCUGGAGCUGUGGGUGUAAACAGAACUACACAAAGUGAGCGUCGGCCACAACAGGCCGAGCAGCCACAAACAUACAACACAACGCAAGCAGGCCGAGGUUAUCAAGGCGUCUUUGCACAACCGUUCCAACCAACUUUGGACAGAAGUUCUGCAGCUGCUCCUGGCUUUCAGCCUCAAGGAUAUACUUAUGGAUAUUCUCCAUUUGGUUCUACCAGAAAUGUCGGUGCUACGAGCGCUUAUGCUAAUUCAAUGAUUGACCCAUAUUCUGGAUUCGCAAACGCGGCAGACUAUCAAGCACCCGGACGAUUCCCCUCUCCUCAUGGCACUACCCCAACUCACGAUGGUAGCGAAUACGGUCGACAAACUGGGCUCGUUGGUCAGUCUGAUGGUUGGAUUGGAGCUUUCCAGGGCCUGUCCAUGGGAACUCGUUGAAUCUAUGUUUUGAUUAUUACAUACGCACAUUGUCGAUCUUUUUCUUUGCCAAAUCAUAAGCAAGUCCAUAACAAUCAUUACCCCUGCCUCUGGUUUUGAAUUCCUUUUUCAUUUCCAGAUGGUGGGUUAUCAUCGACAUACUCCUCCAGAACUGGAGACUAGAUACAUUUUUCUGUUGUAAUAUACCACAGAUGCCCUUCCUCGUCGGCCCUGUUCCUAAUUCUCUACAUGUUCUAGAUGAACAUACCUAUCUACACAUUCGUUUAUUUCAUUUUCACAUUGCGUUGCCCCAGGCGGCACUUUGUUUUUAUGGGUUGGGAGAUACUAAAUACUAUGAAGACACACUGGAAUAACGUCUUCUGGAAUACAACAGUUUUAUUGCAAUUUGAUCAUAGAGGUUAAUUGAGAAGGUUUCAUUCGGAAUAGGGAUUCUUCUGGAUUUACACUACAUAAUCGGAGACAGGCAUCGGAUUCGUACACAACACACUGGACAUACUUUCCUACUUCUUCAAUUCGUCGAUACCAUUUUUGUUCCACAGUCAGUCAGGAGGACUUCACCUUUGCGUCUUCGGGACCCUGACGCCUUACCACGACUUAACGAGUAAAAAACAAUUUUCAAGAACUCCAUUGAUAGAUAGAUCUUUCAAAAUACGGCGGUGUCAAGUGGGGAAAAAAGAAAUUGGGUAAAUUUGCAAAGGAUAAUGGAUGGAUGCAUGCUUUUUUUUUUUCAUUGCUUUGUGGUUUUUGAUUCUUUUUCUGGCCUGAUUUGUUACCUUUCUGUGUCGUUUUUGUUCUUUUACGAUUCAAGGAGGCGGGGAAUCAAAUCGUUGAUGGAAUGGAAACGUUUUGAUGCAUGUUUACAGGCAUUAGGGAUGUGGAUAAGGGAAUCGGUAGCAAGAAUGGAAUUCAUACA
Molecule: messenger RNA, 5834 nt
Organism: Botrytis cinerea B05.10
Lineage: Eukaryota; Fungi; Ascomycota; Leotiomycetes; Helotiales; Sclerotiniaceae
Exons: 6
Coding region: 2294-4921 (875 amino acids)
Cellular component (GO): cytoplasm
Source: RefSeq, a predicted model, not a curated record